Molecule: messenger RNA, 2579 nt
Organism: Tigriopus californicus
Lineage: Eukaryota; Metazoa; Arthropoda; Copepoda; Harpacticoida; Harpacticidae
Product: disks large 1 tumor suppressor protein-like
Exons: 2
Coding region: 429-2027 (532 amino acids)
Biological process (GO): chemical synaptic transmission
Cellular component (GO): neuron projection; postsynaptic density membrane; neuromuscular junction
Molecular function (GO): protein binding
Source: RefSeq, a predicted model, not a curated record
CGAUCCUCAGCCAGAACACUGCUAGUGCAGACUGUAUAUACUGUAUACUGUAUACUGAAUCCUCUUGGUGUGCGCUGUGUUCGGUGUACAGGGUAAACCCCGUAGGACUUGAAAAGCCGAGAAGAGCCGCUCCCGACGCUGGCAACGCCUUAGCCCCGCCACCCUCCACACCCACCCAUCCAUCCAUCCAUCCGGGAGUGAGUCAACCCCGCAUCGCCCGGCUUGGCCUGUGUCGGUCUGUGAAUGGGCGGGUGGCCUCUUCUUUGGACCAGUGGCCCUAACCUCCCCCGCCUGCCCUUGGGGUAUACCCGCCCAGGGACGUCGGACAUGCCGGUUUUUUUAAGGCUCGAGGGCUGAGCCCACCGCCCUUCAUCCGGACUAUGGCUCAGCCCAGCUGAUUGGUCCACCCCCAGGGCGUGCCGGGUGAGAUGUUAAGUGGGGGCGUGGCCCAGACUGGUGGCCCGCCCAAGUUGAAUGUCAUGAACGGUGGUGAGCGCGCGGUGUCUGUGCCUGAAAUGUGCGAUCCUUUGUCGGGCGUGGCGCGCUCGGCGUCGUCGGUGACGUCGCUGUCGCGGAAUGUCAACGGCACGGCGGCCCGUAAGCGGCUGGAAGACCGCUUGUUCCCGCGGGAGCCGCGCCAGGUGCUGCUGCGCAAAGGUCAGUCGGGCCUGGGCUUUAAUAUUGUGGGCGGGGAAGAUGCCGAAGGGAUCUUCAUCUCGUUCAUCUUGGCCGGGAGUCCGGCGGCCAAUUCCGGCGACUUGCGGCGUGGCGAUCAAAUCUUGUAUGUGAAUGACACGGACAUUCAGCGGGUGUCGCAUGAUGUGGCGGCCAAGACGCUCAAGUCCACGGGUGAAACCGUGCGACUCACUGUGCAAUAUCGCCCCGAAGACUACAACCGGUAUGAGGCGCGCCUGCACGAAAUACAGCAGACUAUGACCGGCACGUUGGUGCGCACGUCGCCUAAGCGUACGCUGUAUGUGCGCGCUCUGUUUGCCUAUGACCCCGCGCGCGAUGAUGGGCUACCGAGUCGGGGCCUGCCUUUCGCGUACGGGGACAUUUUGCACGUGACCAAUGCGUCAGACGAUGAGUGGUGGCAGGCCCGGAAAGUCCUACCCAAUGGGGAAGAAGCCGGCCUAGGCAUCAUUCCGUCUAAGGUGCGUUGGGAGCGCAAGCAGGGCAAGAAGAAUCGCCGCCUUGUGUUCCACGGAAGUCGAAGUUCCACCAGUCUGGACCGCUCCGUGGGCAGUAUCAAUCGCCGGGCCAAGGGCCAAAAAAUCGCCUUCAGUCGCAAGUUUCCGUUCAUGAAGUCGCGUGAACGGCUCAAUAAGUUAGACGAUGAAGAAGAUAUGAAUGGUGACCUCGAGCCCGCCCCCACCAGGGGUCGCGAGGAGACUCGCAGCCAAAUGACAGUCCUCACCUACGAAGCGGUGCAAGAGAUCGACCUGGAGUUUACCCGACCUGUUAUAAUCCUCGGUCCGUUAAAGGACCGAAUCAACGACGACCUCAUGCGGGAGUUCCCGGACCGCUUCGGCUCCUGCGUCCCACAUACGACCCGCCCGCAAAGGGAGCACGAAGUGAACGCGCGUGACUAUCAUUUCGUCAAGAGUGUCGAACAAAUGGAGGCCGAGAUCGAGGCUCAUCUCUUCAUCGAGGCCGGACAAUACAACGACAACUUGUACGGAACGGCCGUUCAGAGUGUCAUUGAUGUGGCCGUGCAGGGCAAGCAUUGCAUCUUGGACGUGUCGGCCAACGCCAUCAAACGUUUGCACGUGGCUCAAUUGUAUCCCAUCGCCAUCUUCCUGAAGCCUCAAUCCGUGGAAAGCAUCCUCGAGAUGAAUAAACGCAUGACGGAAGAUCAGGCCCGAAAGACCUACGAUCGGGCCACGAAAAUGGAAAUGGACUUUGGCGAGUUCUUCUCGGCCAUCGUUCAAGGCGACACGCCCGAGGAGAUCUACGAAAAGGUCAAGGACGUGAUCCAAGAGCAAUCGGGCGACACGAUUUGGGUUCCUUCCAAAGAAAAGCUGUGAUGAAUGAUUGUCUGGCUAGCUGACGCUCCGAAACCUUCCAACAGUUCGAAUCCCACCCACCAGAAGAAGCACCUUGCCUUGCACGCGGGUGUAAUAUUUUCGUACUCGCCCUCCUCCUUCACCCUCCUGCUUCUCCUCCUUUGGGAGUGGAAGUGGGACGUCAUCUAGGAUUGUGAGUGAUUGGGGUGAAAUCGAUGCAUGACAUGAACUGUCCUGUUAUUCUGAAAGCAAGAAAUAAGCGAGAAUGCUAUCUCGACGAAUGAUGAUUUUUGGUCCACUGUGAGAUCGGACACCCACCUGUUCUUCUUUUUAUAUUAUUAUUACGAUUAUUAUUAAUGUUAUCAUAAUGAGCCCUUCCCCUAUCUUACGACCUACUAUUACUACUACUACUAUUUUGCCAUUAUUACUAUUGUCCAGCCCGCCUGUUUGUUUGUUCAAACAAAAUCUCGUGAAAAUUUCGACCCGCCCCUUUGUUGCUAAUAAUGUUUUUGUACAUGUUUCGAAACACAUACACACACUUUGAUCAGUAAAAGAGAAUGAUGACAAAAUGCA